Messenger RNA from Magallana angulata, 3113 nucleotides. RefSeq names its product SCY1-like protein 2. Gene Ontology annotation, molecular function: protein kinase activity; ATP binding. Gene Ontology annotation, biological process: protein phosphorylation. NCBI's taxonomy places the organism in Eukaryota, Metazoa, Mollusca, Bivalvia, Ostreida, Ostreidae. The transcript is spliced from 20 exons. The record is from RefSeq and is a predicted model, not a curated record. The coding region runs from base 601 to 2907 and encodes 768 amino acids.
ACAUCUGAUGGUCGGGUUGUCAUCUCUCUAUUCUACCUCCACUCACGUCAGAGUAAACAUGGCGCCUGACAGGGAGACAAUGUGAGCUCAGUAGAACACCGGCGCGCUGACUGAUGGUCGAGAUUUGGCGGGAUAUAGUACUCACCGUGUGUACCAUUUGAAAUCGAUAGCCAGUUUUGUCGUGAUAUGCUUAUAAUGGCGAACCAGCGGAUGUUUCCACACUACCGGUCCUGCUGUUUAAACGUUCGAUACAAAUUUAACUACUGAAUUGUGAUCCCGGCCGUUAGUCAGAAAGUCUCUGUGUUCGGAGUCUCACACAGCUCCCCUCGUGCUGGCGGACUAUCGGCCCCCUUAACUGUCCCCUGACUGUCAUUGAUUAGCAAACAUGUCACAGAGACGUCAGGUUCCCAUCAACCGGACACGAAUCUCAUUUACCAUUCUUAGGAUUUUUUAAUUCUUCUUCUCUCCCAAUGUUUACUGAUGCUUUGUGACAAUUUAGCGCCAUCUCUAAGGAUUAUCUUGCCCGCGCGCCCCGUCUUGCGCUGGCCUGUGAUGGGAUUACGACUGGUGAACCCAGCCCUUGGACUGUGAUCAACCAACAUGGAAGUCCUUUCACUUAUUAAAAGUUCCCUGGGUUCCGAGGACUCUAACCCGAUCCACCGACUGUACCGCGUGGGUCAGCAGGUGGGGGUGUGUGGACAGGAGAACGUGUGGCGGAUCCACGAGGCGGAGAGUAUCGAGGAGGAAAAGGGUGCUUCUGUUUUCAUUUUUAACAAAAAAGUCGCCAACAAACUUCACAAACCUCGGCGACGAGAGCAGGUGUCCGAGAUCUUACGUCAUGACGUCACACUUCUCAACAAAAUGUCAAACGCCUCCGUCCUUACUGUGUCCAGCAGUCUACAGGAAGACAGAGAGAGCUUGGCUUUUGCCGCGGAGCCCGUGGCUGGCAGUUUAGCAAACUAUCUGGAGAAGUUUGACAGAUCAUGUACAGAACUUUCCAAUACAACGUGUGGUUUGAUGGAACACGAAGUCCAGUGUGGCAUUUACCAGAUCACCGAGGCCUUGAUGUACGUCCACGGCGUCGAACGCGUCAUCCACAGGAACGUUAACCCCGCCUCCAUCCUCAUCACCCAAUCAGGACGCUGGAAACUAGCCUGCUUUGGAUUUGCCGAAAAAACUCAAGAUGGAAGGGAAUCUUUCGCGUGUAAAGCAUGGAGUCCCAAGGCGUCAAAGAUGGCGCAACCAGAUUUGAAUUACAUUGCGCCGGAAAUUCAAACGACUGAAGUGUGCACAUACGUGAGCGAUAUGUUCUCGUUCGGGAUGCUGAUUUGUACGAUCUACAAUAAUGGCUACUCCCUGAUCGACGCUCAGUAUAACCCUAGUACCUACCUUAGACAGUUAGACACGUUGACACAGAAGUUCGGAGACAUUGCCCGCGCCAUGCCCCCGGCUCUUGUGGACCCCGUGGAAAAGAUGAUCAACCGGGACAUCCGGUACCGCCCUACCGCGCAGCUCUUCUCUCUGUUGAAGAUGUUUCACGACCCCACCGUCACCACCCUACAACAGCUGGACAACCUCCACUUGAAGAGUCCCUCCGAUAAAUCUCAAGUUUUUUCCAUCAUAACGCAGAACAUUCCACUACUUCCGAAGGCUAUUCGUUGUUCCCGUCUAUUACCUAGCCUGCACCAGGAGUGUACGUCACGUGACUCUGUUGCCACCGCGUUACCUCCCCUUGUGUCGCUGGUUCAGCACUCUUCCUCGGAGGAGUUUUCACAACAUGUCUUUCCAGAAAUAACGUUCGUGUUCAAUUGCUCAAUGUCUGAACAGGGCACUGUGUAUCUUCUGAAUAAAAUCGAUGUUAUAGCAUCCAAAUGCACCUCCAACCAAGUCCGCACUGAUGUUAUUCCGUUUAUCCUCAAGCAUAUUAAAUCGGAGUCCUAUAAAAUUCAGGAAGCCGCCCUGAACGCCUUACUUGUAGUCAAGGAUUGUUUAGACGACGCUGUUCUAAGAAGCAACGUUCUCCCUUGUACCAAGGGACAAUUCCAACAGACGGUCGAUGUCAAGAUAAAGCUUAUAAUACUGUCCUGUAUAAAACAUUUGCUGAGCAUCAUGAACCCAUUCACCAUUAGAGACGACGUCCUUCCAUUUCUUGUCGACAUUGCAAAUUCCCAUGAUGCAUCAGUUGUAAUGGCGGUUGUUGGUAUAUAUAGACACUUAUUGAAUAAAAGGGACGCCGUGUUAACCAAAGUCUUUCUGGCGCGUAGUGGAAUGCCGUCUCUUCUACCCCAUGUUGUGGAUCCAGACCUCAGCGCCGAUCAGUUCUGUGUGAUGAUGGACGUGCUCUAUGAGAUGCUGGGACUGAUUGACCAGCACAGGAGAAGUAACGGAACCUCAAGCUCCGCCUCUUCCUCCUCCAAAAGAGAGCGGCUUGCCUCUGGAGGGAGUGAUAAGAACUUGCUGUUUGUUGCUAAUUCUUCAUCAACGGGGAUACAGAAAAGCAGAACAGUUCUCCCUUUCCCAGAAUGCUCCAUUUCGUCACUGACUAGAGGGAGGCUUUCCCGUAAUUCCAGUCAAGAAGCACCGAAUAGCCCAGAGCUUUCAAAGAUAAAGGAAAGAGAAACUCUAUCAGUGACCAAUAAGGAACCUUUGCGCCGAUUCAGCCUGGUACCCCCCGGGGGAGGCACCCCGGCCAUCAACCUGACCCCAGACGACGGCGUGUAUGCGGACAGAAAUCGACGUCCAAGUCUACAGAAUAUGGGUCAUUAUAACCACGACUCGGAGCGCUGUGAACGUAAGAGUAGCACUGGGAGUCUGUUUAACUUCUCCGACUCCCGACAUUCCUCUCCCCGCCGGGGCAGUUUCCAGGCCCUGGGGGACACUGUGAUGCAGCUCUUCUCUGGGAAGUAGUGCGUUAUCCGGAGUGCGAUCUUUGUGAUGGAGCCGACAUACAGAGUAUUAUAGAUACUGUAAUUGUUUCUUGUUUGUGUGCUUCAAAGAAGACGCCGAAUAUUUGCCAUACUGUGAAUAAUGAUGCUUUAUUCAGUUUUUUUCUGCGUGUAUUUUAUAUAUUGUUUUAAAAAUUCAUCUUGUUUUGUACAGUAAAAUAUUUAUGA